CACUACUGCGGAUGGCAAGAAAGCUGCGAACAAACAAACGCAGCAGUUGCUGCUUGUGCGGAAAGAGAGGAAUGAAGUGAGUGUUUGAUAAGCGACGGAGGAAGAGUAUUGGAAGCAGACAAGAGAGUGAGACAGAGACAGACACCGUCCAAAUGUCCUGUCCCGGCAGAAUUGGCGUCAGUGUUCGGUGUCACAGGAGCUGAAGAGGAGAGCUCUGAGAGGAGGUCACAAACUGGCUCCUGCUCCAUUUCUCCUCUCGGACUUUAAACUGCAUUUCUUUAACCGACUGACAUCAAUUAGACUUCUUGACCUCAACCUUUGGAUGCUUAAUCAGUGUGGACAUCUGUGACUUUUCUCACUAAGACACUGGAUAUUAAAAGUUCCUUUCCAGAGCUUUUCUUCCUGCUGACAGCUGAUGAUUAAACUGAGUGACUCGGGUAUUUCCAGACCUGACACUUACUGUACAGUGUCACCCUCUGCGCUCUGUACAAGUCAGCAGCGUCAGGCAGAACUUACUCAACAAGAGUUUUACAGUAAAUUAAAUCCUGGAAAUAUAAAACUGCAACUAAUUGAAGUUCAUCUUAAGGAACAUAUACUGCACAAACAUUUUUUAAAUCAAAACUAGACACGGUUGCAGGAUCUCACUUGUGCUGACAGAGGAUUUGCUGCCUCCCUGGAGAAACACUGCAGAGAAAACACAUCUGAACAAACUGAGUGUGUGACUGAACAGAGAGACCAGAAGAGAAGUCAGACACAGGAGAAACUGAACUCAGAGGCAACAGACUGAACCUUCGCUGACCUCCACCAGCAGAUGCAGAGGAAGGAAGAGGUGAACUUCGGCGGGGCGGCCAUGUCACUGCCGGCGGACCUGAGCUGCCUGCAGGGCGGCGGGGGAGCAGAUCGUGAGGCGGCGCUGGCGACGCUGGAGAAACAGCUGAUCUGCCCGAUCUGCCUGGAGCUGUUCAACAAACCGGUGGUGAUCCUGCCCUGCCAGCACAACCUCUGCAGGAAGUGUGCCAACGAGCUCUACCAGCCCUCCCUGUUCCAGGCUCGGACCACCAUGAUGGUGAACAGCGGCCGUUUCCGCUGUCCGUCCUGCAGACACGAAGUGGUGCUGGAUCGCCACGGCGUCUACGGCCUUCAGCGGAACCUGCUGGUGGAGAACAUCAUCGACAUCUACAAACAGGAAGUCAGCAACAACGACAACGCCACAAGCCCCCUCCCUCUUCCUCCGCCUCCCGCUCUGCCAACAUGCUCAGAUCACGAGGGUGAGAGGGUGAACAUCUACUGUCUCACCUGUCAGGUUCCCACCUGUUCUCUCUGCAAAGUGUUCGGGGCUCAUCAGUCCUGUCAGGUGGCUCCUCUGACAGACAUCUACCAGCAGCAGAAGGAUGAGCUGAGCGGGGGAGUCAGUUCUCUGGUGGCGGUCAACGAUAAAAUCCAGGCUCUGAUCGAUGAGCUGGAGGAGACCUGCAGAAACAUAGAGGAGAACUGUAAGGCUCAGAAACAGAGUGUGUGUGACAAGUUCAGCCGCAUGGUCUCCAUCCUGGACGAGAGGCACAAGGCGAUGACACAGCGAAUCAGCUCCGAGCAGGAGGAGAAGACAGGCCACGCCCAGGCGUUGGUGCGUUGCUAUGGAGACAGUGUGGAGGCCAACGCCAAGCUGAUGGAGAGAGCAGCGAGCAGCAUGGAGGAGCCGGACAUGGCUGCUUUUGUGCAGAAUUCAAGAGAGCUGAUCACAAAAGUGAUCGCAGCGACCAGCUCGUGUCCGACCGAGAUGCUGACACCAGGAUAUGAGAAUAUUAGCGACUACAAAUUUAACUUCAGCAGACAGGAGCGAGCUCUGAAGAGCAUAGACUUUAUUAAAGCUGUGGAGGAACCAGAGGAUGAACCAGAGCCAGAAGAACCCAAAGAGCCCAGUGAACCAAAACACCAUCAGGAAACCUCCGCCCAGAACCUGGACUCUGCUGUAGGACCAGUUAAAGACACAACCCCAGCACUGAUAUCAGCACCAGCGGAACCAGUUCAGACAGCAGCACCAACACCGGCCCUGAUGCCAGCAGCUCCAGGACUGUCAAGAAACUCUGUGGAGGCAGAUCUGCAGCCAGAGACCGACGACGCAGACUUGAACGAUGAGGGAUUAGGUCGGAUUAAGAACAAGAGGGAGGAGGAGAGAGAUGAGGGAUGUGCAGCUGCUGACUCUGUUAAAGAGGCGAACAUCUGUGAACAUCAGGAGGGAAUGAGCACGCAACAGUGUGAGGGAGGAAGGGCAGAAAGUGAUGCAGGUGAUUGGACGGCACAGAGAGAGACAGACGAAAAACAAUACGAUGAUGAAGAAGAAGAAGAAAUCCAGAUGAAGGAGGCAACAGAUGCUACGUUUUACCCCAGCUGGUACAAACCAGGCAGCCGGCGCAGUCUUAGCCACGCUUAUUCAGAGGCCUGGGCCCAGGCCGAGGUGUAUGACGCAGUAGAGGCUGAGUCUGACCUCCAGAUCCAACCACAACCUCCAUGGAGUCAGGACUCACAGCUCCGGCCUGAAGCUCAGAUGCAGCAACAGGUCACGUCUCACCCAAACCAGCCUCCCUCAGGACAUGCCCUCUCCCCAAAUCAGCCUCCUCUACAUGAAUGUCAAUCUCAACCCUGUAAGACGCCCAUUGAGUUAGACAGUGCUUCUAUACCUGCUCCCCAGGUGAAGCUCGUGCAGGAGACAGCAGGAGGGGCUGGUAUAAUCAAGGAGGAAAAUGAGGAGGAGGAGGAGGAGGAGGAGGAGGAAAUGCAGGGCUGGGUGUGUCUAACUGGGACUGUGGAUAAAAGUUUCACUCUGGUGGAGGAUAGUUUUGAUCUUGGAGAUGGUCGUUUGGACAACUUUUCUGAUCAUAGCGAUGCUACAUUGAUCAUCCCACCAGAGGAGAUAAGUUCAGGGAAGGAUAAAGACAACUUUAAGCUCAGUGAUGGAAGGGUAGAGGAUGCAGAAGAAAGAGAGCAGCUUGAGGAAGAUGUUUUAGGUCUUAACUGUGCUUCAGGGCUGGAAGAAAAAGAUGAUUUUGAAGCUGAGGUGAUGGAUAAAGGGAGCGUUCGGUCUGACGAAAGUAGUGAGGCGCUGAGGAAUGAUGUCUCUGGGUUAGAGAAGGAAGCUGUGGCGACGAGGGAGGAGAGCUCGAGAGUGAAAAAUGACACCCUGGAUGCAGAAGAUGAUGGUGUGGAGAGUGCAGAUAGCUUGAUACAGGGGGGUGGAGAUGCAGAGCUUGAGGCUGGUAGUUCAGUGUUUGCAGAAAAUAAACAGGAGGAUGAGGAAGAGAGCGAGGAACCUGAAGACUUAAACGCCAUAAUGGAAAAAAGUGAUACUGAAAGUGAAGAGAAAAUAACCCCCUGUGUCUCUCUCCAGGUCAGUGUUGCCUGGUUUUACCGUCGUCAUCAUCAUCAUCAUCAUCAUCAUGGAUGCCAUCAUCAACCAGGCUCUUUCACUGUUUAUCCACCUGCUGAUGUGGCUACACCUCCACACUGUCUUUCUGCUCUUCUUCUCUUAUUCUUGAUUGUUGCUGUUUCUGUUUUGCAGAGUCACUUUUUCGAAAAAACUCUGCCGCAGCUGCUUCAGCUCUUUCCUCUAGGUGUCUGUGCUGUUGGGAAGGAGGAAGGAAGGACAAAGAGAAAACUAUUUCAAAUAUAUAUUUUACCCUCUAAUUAAAAAAAUUGACCCAAUUUCAGUGAAAAUAAACCUUGUUGAUUGAAUUUAACAAUGUCUCAAAACAAAGAGUUUAGUCGCCAGACACUUCUGCAACAGUGUGGAAGAAGUUUUCUCAUCUGUUGCUUGAAGAAAAGCAUCAAUACAACAAUGUAAAAAUACACUGUUACGAGUUCUGUAUUUAAAUCCUACUUAAGUGUUUUCAGAAAACCAACAACUCACUGUUUUUUUUGUUUUGGGCCACAAGCCAAAAAGGUUGGAAACCACUGGUUCAAUCAUUAGCAAUAAAAUGUAUUUUAGAAACUUAUCUUAGCGUACAAGAGUACAAAAUUUCCCUCUGAAAUGCAGUGGAGCUGAAGUAUAAAGUACAAAAUACAACAAUAAAAAGAAAGUAAAAGUACUUCACUACAGUACUUUGUUUGUUUGAUUAGAUGAGUUCCUUCCUUCUUUCCCAAAAAUUCUACUCAUUAGAGUCUUUUUGUUGCAGCAUCAUCUCUCCAUCUCUUUCUGUCCCUCCUUCACCCCGAAUCUUUUCAUCACCUCACCUUUACCACUUUUCUCGCCCCUUUCCCUCAUCACUUCAUCCUUUCUCUCCCCCGUCUCUUCCCGCUUCCCUCCGGGAAUCUGCAAUCUCUUUCAUCUGCCUCUCUCUCUCUUUUCCAUCCCUCCAUCCCU
Molecule: messenger RNA, 4357 nt
Organism: Seriola aureovittata
Lineage: Eukaryota; Metazoa; Chordata; Actinopteri; Carangiformes; Carangidae
Gene: trim101
Product: tripartite motif containing 101
Exons: 11
Coding region: 812-3685 (957 amino acids)
Molecular function (GO): zinc ion binding
Source: RefSeq, a predicted model, not a curated record